GCAGAAAAUGGCGUCCGUAAAGCCUGAGAACCGCGGUGGUGUGUUAGCCGUUUAAUUUGGGGGUCUCUGCGUCCGGCAGGUGGACGUUAACAUGGCAGAGCACCGCUGCCGUCCGCUCUCUUGAUUCCGGAACAGAACCCGCAACUUCAUGUCCGAAGGAGCCAGAGCUGCCUGGUCGAAGAGGGGUUGUGGGGAUCAGCACCGCCGAGGUGAGACGGCUGGAUUUCAGCGGCUAAGCUAGACCUGAUCCCGGUGGAGAGCAGAGCCGGAUUCCCGGAGCUCAGAAUCGUGACAGUUUAUUUUAGCAGCUAAGAAACACACAGCAGAGUAAAACAACAGCUUUUAUCACAUUUAUUCAGUAUCUAUUAUAUCAUUAAAUCGCUGCCUGACCUGAUGGUGUCCGUCCCCGGGCUGCAGACCGUUAGAGGAGCCUUUGUUUUGGGCUUUGAUCCCAGGGUUAGAGACCUCUGUUCUGGUCUCUGCUCCGAUUUUAUAAAAGUACAGGGACAGGAACAACCUCUCUGUCAAAGAAAAGAAAUUAUGGUUCAAAAGUUCAAUUAAGAAAGGGUUUCACUCUUUUGUAUUUGGCGGUCAGUUAUUUCUUCAGAACUUCAUCUGACUGUUGCCGAUAUCCGAUAUACCGAUAUUUUCGAACUCACUUUGACACUACGAUAUAAACACUUCUUUUUUAAUGUUCUAAACUUGAUGUUUUCCUUUGUUAUUUUCCUGUCACUCUUGCUGUCACAGUUUUUUUGUAACAGGAACAGAAACAACAACACAAACAUCCGAUCUUACUGACGAUAUGUUAAAGUUCAUUGGUUUGUAGGCUAAAUACACGCUCUGUAUCAGUGGCAUGGAUGUUAUAAUUCAUUAUCAGCAAUGUCAACUUAAACCUCAACUUUAUUUUCUCUGAGGUGGAGUUUGAUUUGCGUCGGAUGUCUGGAGUAUAAAAAUGUGACCCAUCAAAGUAUACAAACUAGAAUCUAAAAUAAUUUAAGGACAAUCAAAGCAAGAUAAAAAGGUAAAAGAGAUGUUUCCCUUUAAAUCUUUAAAUACUUUUAUCAGAGCUGAGAGGAUAUGCUUUUCCCCCGAUUCCAUUCUUCUACGAUUUUUUGGAUGCUGAUUCGAUUUGAAUUGCGAUUCUACGAUAUGUCGAUUUUCUCGGAUUUUGGUCACCAAUGAAACAGUUGAAUGAUUAUGAUUGUCUACUGACUAUUUCAGGAACCAUUAAACAUCACAUGUAGGUCAGUUUUUAAGAUUUAUUCUUACAUUUGAAAGAAAAAAUCGAUUUAAAAAUUGUAAAACAAAAAAUUGCGAUACUUGUGUGAAUCGAUUUUUUUCUCCCACCCCUAACUUUUAUCAGGGAGCAGUUUAAACUAAGUUUACUUUGAAGGGAAGAGUAAAGGGUACAUAAGUGAGAACAUAACUCCCAUAAUGAGUCACUUAAGCGUGAAGUGAUUUGAUUUGUCUGAACAAUACGUUAGCCGGGCUGCAGCCUGUGAAGUGACUGUGAACCUCUGCGGGGGCUGAGCCUGUCGUCAGGUGUGCUGUGCUGCAGAGACGGUCUCAGAACGGACGCUGCUGCAACCUGCUGUUGUUUUUCCUUUCAGCACAGAGGCGAGCCGGGGUCAGGCCAGUCAGAGGGCGAGAGUUCCUGAAACAAAAGUGCACAGAGAUUUACACAGAAUUACAAAGCUUAAAUAAUGGUCUUUACCCCAGAAAGUAUUAGUUUUUCUGAGAUACUCCUCACCUCUUGCCAUUUUAGUUUUUUAGUUCGGGAAUAAAUCUCAAAUAAUCUGGGGUCAUUAGUUUCAGCUGAAUCAGGGAAACACAAGUGUGGUCGUGUUUUUGAAAAGUUGUCUUGAGCUUUUAUAUCUGCUGAAAUGCAUUUUUCUCACUUUUUUGCCUUAAAUUCUCAGACUGAAUGAUUAAUCUGUGACUUGAGUAAAUAAUUAGCAGGUAAAUCAGACGUCUGUGUUUAGAAACCCUAUUCUUUGAGGAUGGUGGUAUGUGUAGUUAUUGCCUCCUUCACUGUUGUGUUGCUUCUGAUGCUAAAUAAAUCAGGGUUACUACAGCAUUUAUGACAUGUAAACACCUGAAUAUUUCAUGUAACGUGAUGGUUUCCUUGUGUUUUUCUCCUCCUCCUUCAGUGUUUUAACUGCUCACUUCCUUGUCUCCUCUGCUAGAACCAGGGAAACACAAACACAGGAAAUGCGAGCGGCCCCUUAGCGCUCAGCUGUCAAAGCCUGUGAUUGUUCGCCCGGGCUCCACAAGGUAAUAUUUUUCACUCAGUAGCGCUGCAUGGUUCCUUAUAACCUGAGGAAACUGUCACUGUUAACUCAGCAUCCAUUUUACACAUAAUCCAUCUGGUUUCCUGAUCCCUGUCCGUUUCAUACAUUUAGAAUCUGUGUUUUGGGGCCGCAGGGGUUUUAGGCUAGAGACCCUCUGAGGUCGCUCAUUUUGAGGAUGUUUGAAUGAAGAUUUUAGACUCACUGACUCGUCACUAAGACUUACAGAGUCUGCAGGUAAACAAUGUCGCAGAAGUUUGCAAAGUUAGACCACCAGCCUUCACUCCACAUGCCUGUUCUGGUUAGAUUGCGCUGGUCAACCGCUUUUAUCUAGACACAGCCUCCAGUUUACAGAUCCAAAUAUUGACUAAAGACGCCAUCCGUUUUGUGUGCUUGUUUACAUCCGUGUAGUUUAGCUCAUUGGCUGCAACUAUUUAUGCAGCAGCCUCGUCCAGAGGGUGGGUGGCUGCACAAUACACCUGUAUGACUCACAUUUCAGGCCUAUAAUAAUAAUAAUAAUAAUAAUAAUCAUAUUAAUAAUAAAAACUAGGAGUGAUGACAUAUUAGAGGUGGGGUAGUCAGGAUCUGAUGAAGUUCCAGUUUUUAGGAGAAAUCUUGAAUGUAAACUCGACCCCUCCCAACCAGUUUUCCCCUCAGCUCCUCCCCUCCCUCUCUGCUCCAGAAAGCCCCGCCCACAAACAGACGCUCCUGCUCGCUCGUAUCGUUCCAACAAAUUAAGAUAUAAUGCAGAUAAAUCCUUCAGAUCAUUACAAAUGGGGCCCAGUCAAGGUGAAAGUCAAAAGCAUUGGUGCUACUGUAGAUGCCAACAGACUACCAGCAAACACAAUGUUUGCAGGACUUCUACAACGAGGAUAAAGUGACAUAGUCCAGGACCCGAGGGAGGACAGUUUAGCGAUGGCGCUACAACACGCUACAGCAGGUCCGUUUGACAAGAAACACUUCUGUUACAGACACUUGUCUUACUUUGUUAAAGCGGUUUACCUGUCCAGCAGAAAGGUUACAGGGUCACCAAGAUCCCCAAGCGUCCCCCAUCGUUUAUGUUGACCCGGCUUUUUAGCUCUUGUCCGGUCUACCUCCGUUUUAAGCGCCCGUUAUUCCUCCAGAGUCUCCGGUAUUUACUUUGUUUUCUUGCUUGUGUCGGCAGUUGUGGCCAAAAGAGGAUUCAGACAAAUUUUCCGAACUUUCUGGUUGGUUUCUACUGUCCGAUAUUGUAGCACGCUAACUUUGUUUGGAUUCCUGAACGACACGGGGAGAAGUGUCUGCCUCACAACCAAUCAGGUUGGGGGAGGCGGAGAACGGCUUUGUUUACAGUCAGAAAGAGCGGACCACUCAAAUUUUUUUUAAUGUUGACUACACAGACAUAACAAUACACAGCGAUAUCGUUAUAUUAUCAAAUGUCAUCAAUAACUUACAGCUAUUGACUGAAAUUAAAAGCUUUUCUGUACACAACCACAAAAAAGAUGCUUCUUUAAUGGAUUCCCGCCUACCCAACCUUUUAAAGGACUUAUCAAAUCUAAACCAGCUACUUGAUUAUUAAAGUCAAGGUAUCGCCCAGUGUAUUUGUCUUUCUCAUAAAUGAGUAAAACAUCUGCUGAAACAUGUGACUGGUGUAGAUAAUAAUCAUGUAAAUAAGUUUUUAACGUUUUUAAAACUCUUUGUAGCUUUUCUCAAAGUUUGACCGCUGAUGUUUCUGUAUUUCAUCAUGUUCAUCAUAUCAGGCUCUCCAAAUCUCACUGAUUAACUUCCCUGCAGUCUCAUUACUCUGGUAAAAAGGUGCAAUCGAGUGAAAUAAUCUUUUAAUCCAAACGCCAUUAAAACCUUCAUUUCAUAUCAUCCAUGCUAAUAAACAGACUGUCAUAAGUUCCUCCUGAAUCAUUGACAGCAGAGAGACGUCACGCUCACAUUCAGGCCAAAAGUAUGUGGACACCCUGGUCUUCUCUCUGUGGGCGUACAGCUGAGGCGUCCACAUACUUUUGUCAGUGUUUGACGAUGAUGAACCUGCUCAGAUGUUGUUUGUUUGGCUGUUUUCUGAUGAUGAUGAUGAUGAUGAUGAUGAUGAUGAUGAUGAUGAUGACAGUUUGCUCCUGCAGACCUUCAUGCUUUAAUGUGGCCGUUGUGUUGGCUUUGUCGUCCAGGUGAUUGACGCUCAGAAAAGGGACAUUGUUAGCAUCUACAGGACACAAGGGGCACUGUCCUCUGAUUGGCUCGGACAACCCCCUCUGACAUGCCCGUGGCCAAUCAGAGGUGAGUGUGCUGUGCGUGUGUUUCAUUUGCAUUGUUUGUGAGAGUCUGUGAGUGUAAAGGUGUGUGUGUGUGUUUGUUUCAGUCGUCUUGUACUGAGUGUGGGUGUAAUUACAAACGUGUGUGUUUUUGUGUGGUUGCUCUCUGUUUCUCUGUUUUGUUUGUGUGCACAUGACGGCGUGUUUCCACCCUGAAGAAAGUGGAUGAACAUGCCGGAUGCUUUUUUAUUCUUUCUUUCUGUCUCUUUAUUUCGCGUGCCACCCUCACUGUGUUGUUGCAGUGGAGCAGAAUAUUUCCCCUGUGGGGUCCGAGCAGAAACACACACAUUUGUCUGUGAAAGAGUUACUGCCUGUUCGGAUGCAGCAGCUGAAAUGCUGAGCUUUUAAUGCUGAGCGUCCUCGUGAAUGCCCUUCCAGGCCCAGUCUUACCUUUUUGCAGCAGUGCUCACGAACACAACCCUGACUGUGGAGAGACUUGCAGUUGUGUGCUUGCUGGAGUCAUUUUUAAAAUAUCUGUUGGCUUCGUUUCAUCCUUGUUUUAUGUUUGCAUUACACAGCUGUAGCCGACUCCAUCGAUGCCACUUUUAAUGCUCUGUGAUUUUCACACCGCUCUCUCUCCACCCCCACCUGCUCCUGUGCUCUGCUGUCCUUCAUGCCUCCAGGUGUGUUAUGUCGGGGGCAGAUGUGGAGGUGUACCUGUCCCAGGUGCACGAUGGGAGUGUGUCAUCGGGUUUCCGGGCGCUUUACGAGGAGCGUCUGCUGCUGGAUGUCACACUGUUGAUAGAGGAGCACCACUUCCAGGUACACGGAUUAAACAGAUGUUACUUUAAAUUCGUGUAUUCUUCAUCCUGGAGUGUAAUCCUGCUUUUCACGGCUGUCAACGGAUGCAGCUUUUAAAAAUUCCCUGGAUGUUCAGCCACUUGAAGUCAAGGAUGCUUUGCAGACUGGAGUAAUACAAGAAAACCAUCCUGAUUCCUAAUAAAAGAGGUCUCCUUCUUCACGUCCUCCAAACAGAAAAAUACCAGAGUGUUUUUGUAAAUCUAAACCCACUCGUUAUAGUUUCUUUCCAAGAUGAACUUCAACUGUCUUCCUCUAAAGAAUGAACAGACCCAGUUCUCAAUAACGGUCCAAAAACACCCUGAUUUCAUUCAGUCUUGUUUCUGCAGACAAAUUAGGGGCUGUGCACUGAGCUGCUCCUGGCUUCUUUUAUAGAAACUCAAUUCGUUUUCAGAAAUUCCUCAGUGUAAGAGAGUUAUAAGGCAAAACACCCGCAGUAAUCCACCUUCAGUUUACAAAAACAAACAGAAAAUCGAGCAGAGACACAGAGAGAAGACUUGAAGGGAUAUAAAAUUAAUUUAGGGUCAAACCCACCGUAACACCGAGUUAGACACCCCGUCAAGAGAUGAAUGUUGACGACCUCUUACUUCUCUAGUUAUACCAACUUUAGUAACGACCACAGGAUAGUAAUACAGAGAGACACGCCCCCAACCAAAACGCCACUCUAUAGCCACAAAUAAUGUUCAGAACAGCACCUAACUUCAUCAACAGGACAUAUAGGGUCACAGCCACCAAACAUCUUUUUAACUUUGUUUAAGAGACCAAACACAACUCACCUACUCUCUCCCUAACUUAAUUUUAGGCCCGAAUAUCCCUUUAAACAGGCGAUCAGCGGUCUGCUAAAAAUCUGUGUCUCUCUGAUGAUCUUUGGUUGGACUUUGGGGGCUGUGAGCCGAGCUGCAACAAGCUUUAUCUCACUAGUUGAGUACAACGUCUAAUCAGAUUAGAACCCGUUUGGACAUGGCUUGAAAUGCUCAGAUAUCGAAAUAUCAGAAAAAAACCCUCAAACAUCCGUCAGUUUGACUUCCUGUCGUUGAAGAAACAUCAUGUCUGUCUGAUGUGUCCUCCUCCUUCAGGCCCACAAGGCGCUUCUGGCCACCCAGAGCGACUACUUCCGGGUCAUGUUCACGGCUGACAUGAGGGAGAGGGACCAGGACAAGAUCCACAUGAAGGGGCUGACAGCUGCUGGUUUCGGCCACAUCCUCCGGUUCAUGUACUACGGCUCUCUGGAGCUCAGCAUGCCCACAGUGCAAGAGAUCCUCCAGGUAAACACCCAAACCCUCGGACUUCCUUUUGUUCGAACAGAGCUGUGCUUCUAUUUUAAACCGCGCUGAUGAAGAACUGACAAAGCAGAGACUUUUUUACAGUUUCACUACCGCGCACACUCCCACACUUGAUUCCUCCAUGCUUUCUGUCCCUGCAGGCGGCCAUGUAUGUCCAGCUGACGGAGGCGGUGGAGUUCUGCUGCUCCUUUCUGCUGGCGAAGAUCUGCUUGGAGAACUGUGCCGAGGUCAUGCGCCUCCUGGAGGACUUCAGCGUGGGCGUGGAAGGCGUCCAGGAGCAGCUCGACAACUUCCUACUCGACAACUUUGUCCCCCUGAUGAGCCGACCCGACUUUUUGUCCUACCUCAGCCUGGAGCGACUGCAGGUAUGAUCCUCCUUCACAGAAAUCCGCUCAGAAAAGUUCUCGUCUUUGGAAGGAAGGGGCGGUUGUUGUUGUUGUUGUUGUGAGUGUCUGAAAACAUCACAGAAAGGAUCCCCUCAAAGUGAGAGCGUCUCACACUUUUUAAAAAAGCAAAAACAGUCGUUACGUAACUCUCCAGACUCCACUGACAAAAACAGGAAUUCUGCCUCGGAGAACACGGGAUUGGCUCGUCUUUCGUUUGAGCGGUCGUUCCUGUUUCUGUGUGGGCUUUUGGGAGCUCAGAAACUUGUACAAAUCAGGUCAAGAACAGGACAAACAGACAUUUUUGGGUCCUGUUCUUUUUCUGUUAUAUUUGAUCCCCUUGGGAAAAAUCAUCCGCAGAUUUUCUGAUGUUUCCUUCCACAUUUUUGCUGAUGAUAUUCAGUUGUACUGUUCUUUCAAGCCUACUGAGCUCCAGAGGCUAAACUCCUCAGUCCACUGCUUGGCAGAGAUUAAAAAAUGGCUAAGUGAUAACACCUCGCAGCUAAAUGUGGACAAAACAGAAACACUGAUUAUUGCCCCUGAUGACUCCAUUCCAGGGAUUAGUCAGUACUUAGGCGACUUGGGCCGGUCUGUUAAACCGAGCCUAGGAAACCUGGGUGCUGUUUUCGACGAAGACAUGUCAUUAAUGCAACACUGUAAUCAGCUGACCAAAAAUGGCUUUUUUCAACUUAGGAACAUCUCCAAACUUAGAAAGAUGGUGUCACAUAAUGAUUUGGAACUGAUCAUUCAUGCAUUUGUGUCUUCACGUUUAGACUAUUGCAACAGUUUGUUUUCCUGUAUGAACAAACAGGAGCUGUCUCGCCUGCAGUUAGUACAAAAGUCUGCAGCAAGAAUUCUGACCCACUCCAAUAGGAGGUCGCACAUAUCCCCGAUUCUUACAACCCUUCAUUGGCUGCCUGUUUCUUUAAGGAUAAAUUUUAAAAUUCUGGUUCUAACUUUCAGAGCCUUGCAUGGUCAGGCUCUAGCUUACAUCAAUGACCUGAUCCAGCCUUACACCCCAGCCCGGGUUCUGAGGUCUGUGGGUCAGAAUCUUCUGAUGGUGCCUCACACUCAUUUCAGGACCAGAGGAGACCGAUCCUUCCAGGCUGUUGCUCCCAAGCUCUGGAACGAUCUUCCGCCUGCUCUGCGUUCGAUGGAGUCUGUUGACUAAAGACUUUUCUUUUUGUUCAGGCUUUUCCCUAACUGUCUUGGUGCUGCUAUGGUUGCUAUAAUGUUGUUUUGGCCUUUUAAAUUUUAGCUUUGUAUGUACUUAUUAACUGUGUAUUGUUUUUGCUUUUUGCUUUUACUGUAAAGCGCUUUGUGACCUUGGUCUGUGAAAGGCGCUGUAUAAAUAAAGUUUACUUACUUAAGUUUACAUACUUUACAUCUUACAGGGGGGACAAAAGACCCCCUAAAACUCAGGAGCUGCUUGUCCUCCACUGCCUGAAUUAUGAGUUUGGUGGCCUUAAAGAGAGCGUAGUAGAUGAUGUCUACUUAGAAAGAAAUCUGUCUCUGAAGGAAAACUCUCUGCAGAGUUGGUUUUGAGUCAUUUAAACGUCAUCAUCCGCUGGACUCAGCACCAGAAUUACCCGUCAGUUAAUCAUAUAUUAAUAUUUCUACUUCUACAGGCCUGAAAUGGAAAUCAGAUUGUGUCUAAGCUUCGACUUUCCACUUGUAGCUCAGUGUCGAGUUAAAUUUCCCCUUUUUCCGGCAUCAUUGCCUGCCCCAACUCGCUCAAGGCCUGGAGAUCAACAGAGGACACUGUGGACAACUCAGGCCCAGACUAAAUGUGUCUGUCCACACGUGUUAGUUCUCAAAAAUAUCUGCGUCCACACGUAGCCUUCAAACUCAAUCCUAUCUGGUGCCGCUUAAAAAAAAUUCAGGAACAAAGCUACCUGAUUGGCCGAUGAAUCGUAACAGCGUGAUGCGUCAUGCAUUGUUUGUUUGUCAUGCAUGUGACCAAUAAAAGUAUUGGGCGCAGCAGACGCCUCUGUGGGCUGCUGACUGGUGUUUGUAAUUGUAUAAAACAAGGUUCACUGUCAAGGCUGAAAUUAGUCCCAAAAGGGCAAAACAAGCGUAACGAAUACCCUGUCUGUCUGCCAUCGUUGUUGUUUUUCUUUUUAAUUCACAUGUGCGAGCUGCGGUUUGACGUCACCGAGCCGUAAAAGUUCAACCACAUGAAUCCACUUAUACAGAUAUUUUUUUGUUUCUCCACUUGUUUUUUCUAAAUCAGAUUUAUCCGGUUUGAGUGUUUUGGUGUGGUAGGGAGGCCUGAUCGGACAUAAAUAUGUGCGGUUUGAAAUAUAUCUGCAUUCGUGUCGUCGGGGCCUCAGCUUGCUUUGAUUUCCACUGGCGUCUCUGAGGUCUCCUGCAGUGAUGCCACCAAACAGUCUCUCUCUAAAAAAGAGUGACACACCUGUCCCUGAGCCUCUUUACCCGCUGAGACUCUCCAGUGGGAGGGACAAACCUCUGAAACAUAAAUCUAAACAGUCACAUAAAUCCUCUCUAUAAGAACAAUCUCUAAAGACUGUCCUGACACUCAGGUUAAUGUCUACUGCAGUAGUGCUGUAAAGCUCUACUACCUGGACGUAAACCAGUGCAGAUGAAAUUUGUCAUCUCGUCGUGCCGCCUAGUUGUCAGUGAUUUUGGUAAACAGAGAUAAAGUCGUUUAAAAGCUCAUAAAAAAGAGAGUUUUCUAACCUCCUGGUUUAUUUAUCGUCCUGACACUGGGAUUCGUUUCGGUCCAACAGCGAGCGUUUUCUUAAACUUCUUCUUCUCUCUUUUGUUUCUGACUCAGGCGUACCUGAACAGCGACGCUCUGAGUCGCUUCCCGGAAAUCGAGUUGUAUGAAGCGGUCCAGGCGUGGUUAAGACAUGACCGGCGGCGAUGGAGGCACACGGACACCAUCGUGCAGUCCAUCCGCUUCUGCCUCAUGACUCCAGCCAACAUCUUCGAGAAGGUCGGCGCUGCUCUGCGACAGAUUUCAGCCGGCCGAUGGUCCAGAUGUUCUCCAGGUUUCACCGAUCACACAUUUGUUUUCCCUCCACAGGUGAAGACGUCAGAGUUUUACCGGUACUCCAGGCAGCUGAGGCAGGAGGUCGAUCAGGCGCUCAGCUAUUUCCAUGAUGUCAACCAGCAGCCUCUGGUGGAGACGCGCUCCAACCGUAUCCGCUCCAUUCGGCCACAGACCGCCGUCUUCAGGGGAAUGAUCGGACACAGUAUGGUCAACAGCAAGAUCCUGCUGCUGCAGCGCCCAAAGGUGUUUGUAGAUGAAAACCAAAGUAGAUCAAAUCAGCUGCUGACCGUAGAUGAAGUGGGGUCUCUAAUCUAUGGUCAUAAUCUGAGGUCAGCGUCUGUCUCUGUGUCUUCACCCCUCAGGUGUGGUGGGAGCUGGAGGGACCUCAGGUGCCGUUGAGACCGGACUGUCUGGCCAUCGUCAAUAACUUUGCCUUCCUGCUGGGCGGAGAGGAGCUCGGACCAGACGGGGAGUUUCACGCCUCUUCCAAAGUCUACCGCUACGACCCCCGACAGAACUCCUGGCUGCGCAUGGCUGACAUGUCUGUGCCCAGGUGAGACAUGGCAACAGCCCGGCGUCUGUCCGUUUACAUCCACACUGAAGAAGUCGAGCUGUGGUUAUGUCCACUGUGUCUGUCCCAGUAGUAAAAUUAGGAUCAUUGACAGGCGCGUCUGCUUCAGCUGCAGCAGGUGGAAACAUUUUCCUUUCAGCUCAUCAUGACCAACAAACACACAUGAACGAGACACUGAGCGUGAAUGAUGAAGACGCUCACUUUUACAGCUCUAUUCCUUUUUUUUAACGUCUCUUCUCUGGUCAGUUUUGGUUUUCCAUCCUGCUUCUCUCAUCACAUUUUAGUUAUUCCAGUCUUGGUGUGAGAUCAUAGAUCAUCCCCAAACAUUCAGGCCAGUUUCAGUCCAACAGAAGUCCUACGUUUGGACCUCCAGCCACAUUAUCGAGGUAUUGUUGUUGACAUUUGUAUGGGGUCGGAGACAGUGCCGCUGAAAAGACCCAUAUCGCCCCCUAGUUUUGGGAAGCAGGACAUGGUCACAUCAAAAAUGUUCUUUUCUUAGCUGCAUGUCGAUGUGGAAAAAGAGAGAAGUCCGAUUCGCUGAGAAAAAACGAAUGACGAGCUUAGUCCAAUUAAGCUGCGCGUGUAAAUGUAGUGACUGAUGCCGUGAACGGAUUUUUUUCUAAAUUCGACCUUGUUUGGGGUUUUUCUCGCAGUGUUUCUCCACUUUUUUUCCACAUUAUGUUGAACACGUAUCAAUCAGGAAGGAGAUCAUUCCGGAGCGAGUCUGAAUACUCUGAACGAUGUUUUAUGGUUUCAUUGUUGUUUACAGGAAAAAUUCGUCUUUUCACGUCACCUUAUAACCAAACGUUUUCUUCCUCACUCCCCUGAUUCAUAACUGGAUUCAUGUUCAUGUUGUCUGUCGUUUGCAGGUCAGAGUUCGCUGUGGGCGUCAUCGGGAAGUUCAUUUACGCCGUAGCGGGCCGCACGCGAGACGAGACCUUCUACUCCACAGAGCGCUAUGACAUCACAGAGGACCGCUGGGAGUUUGUGGACCCGUAUCCGGUAAACAAGUACGGCCACGAGGGAACGGUCCUCAACGGUAAACUGUACAUCACCGGCGGCAUCACCUCCUCCUCCACCUCCAAACAGGUGUGCGUUUUCGAUCCUGGGCGGGAGGCGGGGGGAGGGGGCGGAGGAGGAGGAGGGGGGAGCUCGGGUGGGUCGGACGCACACAGGACACGCGCAGGCCGCGGGCCGCUGCUGCCCGGCACACACACCAGCUGCUGGGAGAACAAAUCCAAAAUGAACUACGCCCGCUGCUUCCACAAGAUGAUCUCUCAUAACGGGAAGCUGUACGUGUUCGGAGGCGUGUGCGUGAUCCUGCGCGCUUCCUUCGAGUCGCAGGGCUGCCCGUCCACCGAGGUGUACGACCCCGACACCGACGAGUGGACCAUCCUCGCCUCCAUGCCCAUCGGCCGCAGCGGCCAUGGGGUGGCGGUGUUGGACAGGCAGAUCAUGGUGCUGGGCGGCCUCUGUUACAACGGCCACUACAGUGACUCCAUCCUCACCUUCGACCCCGACGAAAACAAGUGGAAGGAGGACGAGUAUCCCAGGAUGCCUUGCAAACUGGACGGUCUGCAGGUGUGCAGUCUGCUCUUCCCAGAGUAUGUGCUUGAGCACGUGAGACGCUGCAGCUGAGGUCUGCUUUUUAUAGAAACAGGAACGCAGGAGGACUGAGGUCUCCCGCUGGGGGAUCAGGUGUUUUCAGGCGGGAGACUCACUGAGGCGCAGGCUUUGAAUCUAGAGACCAGCACUUACCCGAGGUGAGGGAGAGACGGCCGGCCGUAGAUCUGCCGUUCUCUGUGAAGGCAGGAGAAGCCCGGCGCGGUGUGUCGUCACAUGUUCAAGGUCAGCUCGGACAUUUUCAGACUUAGCUUUCUCAGAAAAAUAAGGAAAAUUUUAGCGGGAGAAAAAAAGGUUUAUGUCUGGACUAUGGUCAGUUUCCUAUUCUACUUCUCACCUACUGUAUUUAGGCUGCUGUCCAGUCCGGCUUACUGCAGAAACGCACUGGAAGCCACACAUCCAUGCAUACAAACUGACCCGAUAAUCAGACAAACCUGCAGCACAUCAGGCCUGAAACAGCUUUCUUUGACAAAAACAAAAGAUGAUCUGAGCCAAAAGAGUCUGCAGUGCUUUUAAAAAACGCCCUUUAGGAUAUCUAACAGCAGUUUAAAGCAUACGAUCAGGUAUAUGAGCAAAAUAAGAUCCUUAUAGUCGAUAGUAAGCAGAUUUUUUUAUUGGCUGUUUCCAAGUAUAAAGAGCAAAGAGAAACCUAACACGCCUGUUGAGCUCUAAACUCUCCGUUUCUGCUUCCAGUGCGUUCCAGCUUUUAGUCCUAAAUCUGCUCUUCACUCCCAGUUACCCAUCAUGCUGUACCCAUCUCCAUAAAGCAUCACUAUGUCUCUGCGUGAGUCUGGAGUAUGAAUGAGCGAGUGUUUCUGUGUGUGUGUGUGUGUGAGAGAGAGUAAAAGGAAAAAACACUACAUGGUACAAAAUACUUCAUCGGUUAUGAUGUCAUGUUAUGAUAGUGACAGGGUCAAAGGUCAAAGGAUGUCGUCUGCGUCCAUCAAGUCACUGGCAGUGCUUUACUCUCCCUCCUCUACAUUCCCUGCACUUUACCGGCUCUGUAGAGGCUCUUUGGUGUAAAUCUGCAGUUUGACAGCUGCAGUGUGACAACGUGCUGAAAUGUGUGAUAUUGAGCGGUGUCUGAAAUCAAUAAUCUGGCUGAUAAUGAAAAUUUACAGAGGAAAUGCAUUUUUCAAAAUAUGUCCAGAGUUUGUAAGUUUGGAAAUAUUCAACAGACACACAGAGCCUCAUGCAAGAUCCUCUUUUAUUUUACUCUCUUCCUUUUUUCUGCAGCUUUUCUCCUCUGAAUAUAUUCUAACCUGACAAACUUGAAGUGAAUCCCUCCUUUUCUCUGCCUGAUGAUCACCGUGUGAGACUGAAUCAUUGGUAUGAGAGAGCAUUUGAAGGCCGGUUGUUUUCCCCACUCCCGGGUAAAGUGCCAAUUUAAAAAAAAGAGACACCAAAGAAAAAAACCGAACUUAGACGACAUGGUUCUGAAAACAAAACAAAUAAAUGAAUCUGAAAAUCAGGACAUUGUUUGAAGAGGACUGAGAGGAAAUAUGAUCAACACCCCUGAAAGAUCAUGUCAGAGCGAAAGAAGCUGUGUCAGGAAUCAAGAGGAUCUAACCUGACUUAGAGCUGGUAACACAAAUAAUCAAAAUAAUAAUGGUGCAGCAAAAGGUCACAAAGCAAACAGCAAAGUCAUGAAAUCAAAAGACACAAUGAGACUUACUUUAACUGACUCUGAAAGCCAUAAAAUGUAGUAAAAUGCAUCUUAAAGGUCUAAAAAUCCUUUAAAAUGACUUUGAAAGCCAUAAAAAAGUCAUAGAAGGAGAAAAACAAAUCUGAGAAGAUUCUGUAAGGUAUAAAAUUUAUAUAGGAGGACAGUCAAAGGUGUAACAUUCAUUUUAAAAAACUCAAAAAGGAUAGAACUGAUUUAAAAGAACUUAUAAAGGCAAAGUUUGUUUGCAAGAACUCUUAAAGACAUUAUUUUUAAAAAAAAACUACAAGGGACGUAAAAUACAUUUGAAAUCAUCCGAAAUCUAUGAUACAGUUUUAAAAAAAACCUUAAAAGAUGUGAGAUUUUUGUAAAAAAAAAAAACCUAAAAGGACAAGAAAACUAUUUAAAAAGACUCUGAAAUGCAUGAGAAUUUAAAAAAGAUAAAAUGCAUUCAAAAGAAUUUCUAAGAACAUAAAAACAUUAAGAAUAACUGAAACGCAGUAAAUGACACACAAAAAGUCUUAAAAAUAUGUAAAAUCUAUUCAAAACUCUGAAUAUAUAAAAUUAUAGAGGACUUAAGAGGAAACAAAGUUCUUCUUUAAGAUCUACUUAAGAUAUAAAUUCAUUUUCAAGUCCUUCAAAUAUGAUCCAUGUGAUAAAGAGCUCAUUUCAAAGAACUUUAAAGGACGUUCAGUUUAUUAAAAAUUAAUAAACUGAAUUGAAUUUAAAAAACUCUAAAAGACACAAAAGAACUUUUAAGGACAUUAAGUUGAUUCAGCAGAGUCCUAAAAGACAUUUAAGUCAUUUUAAGGAACCAAAAGUCAUAAAAUUCUGAUGAAGAAUAUUAAAGGAAUUCAGAUUUAAGUAGAAAUUGAAACAAACUAUAAAAUAUACAUGUACAUCAAAAUGUCUAGUAUACAUGAUUAAAUAAUAAUUUUGCACUUAAGUUGUCCUUUAAGGUUUAUUACACUAUUUCUUUGCAUGGUUCUUGCAUGAGGCUCUCAAAGUGAAGUGUGUCAGCUGAUCCUCUACUUAUAUUUGUUUCUUAAAAACCCUAAAAUGUGAAUUUCAGCCUCAGCCGAGCGUGUCCAUCCACUCCGAGCUUUAGCAGCCAGCUGAUUUCAGGCACAUUUCAGUCACGUCGCUCAUGAAGCAGCUGCUGAACUCGUGUCGUCAUAUUUACUGUAGAGCUUUCAGCCUCGAUCCUGCUGCCCAGAAAUCUGUGCUCCACGUCCAGCUCCGUGUUCCUGACCUGAUGUUGAUUUUGUUUUCUGUCUCAUGAGCCGACUGUGAAAAGGGCUAGAGCUCAUUCUGAUGCAGUUGUGUGUGUCUGCAGUUAUUUAAGUUAUUUAUUUUGAAGUUUCGCUUCCACCGAGCUAUGCAGUAACAGUCGUAGGGUUUUUAUUUAUUCUGACGGGAGAGUUUCAUUUGUGAGUCGUGGCGUUUUUUUUUCGGAUUGAUCUUCGUCCUCUGUUGUCUGUCCUGUCCGCCUCAGCGGCAGCACUGUACGUGGCUAAUGAACGGAUAUUCUCAGUGAAAACAGAAAAAAUCAGAGAGAAUUUAGUCCAAACAAAAGAAGUGGAACAUUUUAAAGUAGGAGAUAGGUGUCGUUUAAAGAAGAGUCUCAAGCUUUACAUUUUCCUGUAUGCAAAUGUCAUUUUUUUAAACUCUUUUCUCAAGAGGAUCUGACUUGAAUUUCUUCCUGAAAUGAAAACCUGUUGGUAUUAUCCUUUAAGUCAUGACUUUACCUGUUUUCACGCUCAAACCUCUUGAGUCCUGAGCAGCUUUUCAGUGUUCAUGCGAUGCCACGGGGGAGGGGGGUUGUAUUUUCAAAAAUCUUACACUCGUAACUCUGGUAAGUUCGUCUACUAAUCUGAUGUUGUUUCCUAUCUUUGCACCUCCUUACAGGGGAGAACGGGUGUGUUUCUCUGUGGACGUCCUGAAGGAAUUUUUUUAUUGAUUUAUGUCCCAAAAAGUUGCAAAUUCGCAUUAGAAGUUAAAGAACCUGGUGGGUUAAACCAGCAAAAUAUAAUCAUAUAAAUAAAGGAAAAUAAACAUUAUAUUCUUUCACUUUCACCUUUUCUGUUUUUCAGGUUUGAAAUGUUGAUUUUUUUUCUGUUUAUUUUCUUGUUUUGAAGAUCUUAUAUUCCUGUUAUCGCUCAUUUUUGGACUCCUGAACUUUCAGAAGUGUCACACGUUGUAAACACAGCGAUGAUCACACUGUGAGGCAGGUAUAGCAGGGAAACAGGCCUCGAUACCUCCAUGUCCCUUCAUGUACUCCCCUGUACUCUGCAGCUGAUACCUUCAUCAUCAUAACUAUCAUCAUCAUCAUCUUCCUGUCUGCAGCCCUCUCGCUGCUCUUCCUCCUCUUGUUCCUCCUCCUCCUCUUUCUCUCAUGUUGCUGUUAAAAGAAGAAACAUGUAACCGAUAAGUACUACUGUCCUGAUUUGAGGCACAUUCAGUCAUAGCGCAGCAUCCUUUAGUCCACCAGUCUUCAGUCUGUCGGUAGGAAAACAGAAUAGAGGAUUAAAAAAGAAAACAUACCUUGCUACAACGACUGUAUCCGAAAAAGAACGUAAAAUCAGAUUAACAUAUCUUAUAAUCUGAGUAGAAACUCUUUGGAAACGAUUUGUAACUUCUUUCCAGAAAUAAAUGUUCAUAUUGGUCGACUUUCAAACGGCUUCUUGAGUGCUUUUAUACUUGUGUGUGUGUGU
Messenger RNA from Xyrichtys novacula (pearly razorfish), 16639 nucleotides. Lineage: Eukaryota; Metazoa; Chordata; Actinopteri; Labriformes; Labridae. The record is from the annotation of a GenBank genome assembly.